Molecule: messenger RNA, 13048 nt
Organism: Porites evermanni
Lineage: Eukaryota; Metazoa; Cnidaria; Anthozoa; Scleractinia; Poritidae
Source: the annotation of a GenBank genome assembly
AUUCCCAUCAUGAACAAGAAAGCAGGCCAUUCUGAUAACUCAGCUAGAGAUUGGCUGGAUCCUUUAAAAUCUGGAUGUGAAAGUGAGAAAACCAGGAACGAAAACGUCGUAGAACAUGAUAUGGAACCUCCGGCAGAUGGUAUGUUACUGGCCAAAUUUAUACUAGAGACGAGUUGUCUGUCUAGACAGAUUAUCCGUCAGACGGAUAAUUUGUCUAAGUAUAAAUCUGAAGACGAAUUUUGACGAAUAAUUUGUCUAGAUAUUUAUUUAUUUAUCCCAGGAAACAUUGUAAAAAUAUAGAAACCACUCCCUCUCAUGUGGAAACUUCGUCAAAAAACCCUCUACGUUCUGUCUAGAUAUAAAUUUAGAGACGGAUAAUCCGUCUGAGACGAAUUAUCUGUCUGUUAGCACAUCUUGAAGUUGUGCUAACAGACGAAUCAGCCUCAGACGAAUUUUGCUCCAUAAUUCAUCCUAGCAGUGAAUUUGUACUAGAGACGAAUUAUCCACCUGAGACGGAUAAUUCAUCCGUACUAUAAAUUCGGCCACUGAGAGUAAUAAGGCCUAAUGCCCAAGAGUGACCAACAUCAAUUUUCUCCUAACAAUUUUUAUUUUAAUACUUACUCAAGAGAAAAGGUUAUGAAUGCUUUGAUCUUUUAACAAAUUCUCUCAACUUAUUCAAUGAGAAAUGUAUGGAGAUCAGUCUGGAGAAUUUGUAUGUGGAUAUUGGAGCUUAAAGGGCUGAAAGUAGCUUUACAGAUUUGGCGUUAAGUGAGUCUACAGCUGCAGUGAUUUUGUUACCAGUGUCUUGCGUCCCUCACGCAUAAAAUCCCCAAAGAUGCACAAAAGUUCAUGGCAUGCAUCCUGUAAAAGGGUGGGAAGUGGGAGAAAUAGUGAAAAAUUAUGCAACAAUGCUUGAUAUUUUGCAAUCCAAAUAGGGCUAAAAUUAAGGGGCGGGAGCUGGGAAUGCAAAGUGCAAACUGGGACAAUGCAAAUGCAUUAAGAAAAAUGCAAUGCAAAAAAUGUUAAUUCACUAUUCUUGGAUUGAAGAUGUUGAGAGAAAAAGAUUAAUAACAGUACUAUUAACAUUUUGUGAAAUGUUCUUUCCUGAUAGAUAUUUUCCAGCCUCCAGUACAAGCAAAGAAAAAGAAAAGGAAGAAAAAACGAGCCAGUGAUAGUGUCUGUGAAAGUUUUUAUGGUAUGCAAUCAAAAUUUAGUUGAUUUGAGAGUCAUUGGCUAUAAGUUGCAACAAAGGAGUUUGACCUAAACACAUGUACACUAAUAAUUUAUGGAAAGCAAGGAGAUAUUAUCUCCUCUUUUCCUUCCUUCCCACCUCACUCAUGCCAUCUUCCAUGCGCUUCCCUUGUUUAUGGUAAAUGAAAAGACAAAAGUAGAUGACUGGGGACAAAUCAGUGAUAUUUAAGCCACUGCCAAGCGACAAAGAACAUGUCUCCAUCAUUAUCUUUUCAGACAUAUACAAGGUACUGGAUGAUGUUUUAGGGCAAGGUGCUCACACAAUAGUGAAGAGUUGCGUGAAGCUUGUCACAAAUCAGGAAUAUGCUGUUAAGGUUGGCAAUUAUUUCUUAUGAUUAUUGCCAGAGAGAGGUACUGCCAUUUUAUGGGUUAUAUUGGUAUGUGCCACCAUGGAGGUUAUGGUUUUCAAGCAGUUUGGUCUAGGAUAGGGUAUAGAAAUCAGAGAGUUUAGGCCUAGAAUAGGGUACCAUUUUCCAGGAAACUACUCUGAUCUAAUCUAAGUUUGUGUUGUACCUCUCCCAGGAUUAUUGUAAUGAUUUGUUAAUAAUAUUAUUGAGUUAUUUUAUUAUUUUAUAUCUGUGGCUCUUAGUGAAGAACUCAGAUGAUACAUUACAUCAAACUUGUAUUUUAAUCGAUAUAAGAUGCAUUUUUAUUUUGGCAAUGCCUUCUAAGCUUGGCUGGGAUUUCUCUAAAAUCAGCGUUUCUGCUCUUGCAUCAACAGAUCAUUGACAAGAGUGCAAAGGUGGACAGAAAACGAGUCCUUAAUGAAAUAGAGCUCCUCUAUCAAUGCCGAGGACACAAGUGAGAUUAUUUAAUAACAUCAUUUUUUUCUAAUAUUCUCUAGGUUUUUCAACUAUGUCUUAGUUAAUCACAAUAAAGAAAAUGUUUUUUUUUUUUCAGAAACAUUAUAGACUGCAUUGAAUAUUUUGAAGACAGCCACAAGUGAGUAAUAUUUCUUUCCGAUGAAAAUAAGAAGUCAUUUAAUGAUCAGGGUGUAAAGAAAGUUAGUUUUAUGGCCUGCCAUUCGGGCAAGCUGUAGCUAGCAUGUACUAGCCCUUGAGUCAUUUCAUCUAGCCCUAAAACACCCUUUUUGAUUUGCAGGAUUGAUUACAAUCCUUCUGCAAUUUGAUUUUCCCCUAAAAACGGCACUUGCCUAUCGGGCAAAUUAACAACAAAAAUCAUUAGCCCGAUAGCAAAAUCCACUAGCCCCGGGCUAUCAGACAUUACUUUCUUUGCACGAUUAUUGUCUUAUUGCUCCCCAAACAGUGCUCCAUCAAUUUAUUAAAUUUGCGAAUAUUUUUCUUUCAGGUUUUAUUUGGUUUUUGAAAAGAUGAGAGGAGGUAAUGUUGAAAGGGAGUUGUCACUUUCUGUAAUACUGCAUUUAGUUCCUGUGGGACAGAAUACUUUUUUCUCUGGGAUACAUAAUUUUGUUUGCCACAAAGGUUAGCACAUUAUCCAACCUCCACUAAUGCCCACCUCUCUGCAAUGGCCACUUUUUUGGCAGACAGUCCAUACAUUAACGAGGGCCUGUCAGGGUAAAAUUCGACAAGUGAAAUGCCCUUGAAACAGCGACAUUUGACAGAUGAAAUGGGAACAAACGACACAAAGAUGGGUUGAAACUGCGACAGUGAUAGAGACAGAGACAAUUGCAAAAACAAAUAGUGAAAUGCCGACAGUGACAUGGCCUUCUCCUCAAAAGGCAAAACAAGCAGUUUUUAAAUUUAGACUAGCGACAUACAUACUCCCCUUAAGAGGGUCUCUUUAACUCUUAAUUAAACUUCUCUCCUCUGUCCCCAAGUUGGCCCUUGUGGAGAGGUACUGUAAAUAAUAGCAUCUCGAUGCCUCUUUUUCAUCUUCGUAUUUUCAGGACCUCUUCUUAAAUAUAUUGAGAAGAAAAGAGUAUUCACAGAGAAAGAAGCAAGUUUAGUUGUAAAAGAUAUAGUCUCUGCCUUGGAUUUUCUUCAUAAAAAAGGUACUUACACUGUGAGUUCACUUGAUGUUCUGCAUUAGCAAGUUUUACUAAGGAACGUUAUUUAGCCAGGGUAGCUCAUUGAGCAAAGUGGCCAGUAUCCAUGGGGGCCCCAAGUCACAAAGCACAUUCAAAGCAUAUUCACAGUCACAAAGCACAUUCAAUUCAUGACACCUUUGCAGAGAUGUAUAAUGUAGCUAAGGAAAAGCUAAGCGAGCUUUCUCAUUUGUCAAACUGGCUUUUUUUACUCAGUUGCACCUUCAAAAUUACUACGUCUUUGUUUGCCAGAGCAAUUUAGCCGAUGGUAAGCUCUUUUUUAGCGUCAUCCCUGCUUUGUAAGGGAAAUUUACACGCUGGUCAAACUUGGCCUUAGCUACUGUGGAGGCAUGACAUCUGAUGUUAUUUACGGGUGAUGAUGUAAAAAAAACUCCAGAGUCCGCGAUAAUUUGAAUCACAAAAUAGUGUGACUCCUUAUGAUUACAGACCGAAUUGGACUCCACUCAGUCCCAUUAUUAUUAAUAAUAUGCACUUGGAAUUUUUUGUUGUUGGCAGUGAUGAAAAAAGGUUGAGUUGUACACCUUGAGUAAACUAGCAAUAUACAUUUAAAUCAAGGAAUCAAUAGUUUGUGACUAAUUGCUUCUGAAUCCAAAGUAACUGUUACUCUUUUGAUGACUUGUAUUUAAUGGUGUUUUUUUAUUGUUCCCUUUUAGGCAUAGCUCAUAGAGAUUUGAAACCAGAGAACAUACUGUGUGCUUGUGAAAACCAGGUAGAGAGGGGUAGUCAUACAACAUUCUCUCAUGUUUUUCUGUAAAUGACACUAGCAUUAAGAAAAAAUUCAAACUUUUGGGUGGCAAGUGAAAGUCAAACUGCAUUCUGCAAAGUGUGAGCUAUGCACGUCCUUAAUUAAGCAUGCAUGUACAAAGUUGUUCAUGCUUCUGGUAUUUUGAUUAGUUGACUUGUUUAUGCCCCUGAGAGCAACCUCUAUCUCAAGCUGUUUACAAACUUACAAUGAGAAAUACAAGAGGUGUGAACAACUUCGUACAUGCUAAAAUGACUGAAAAACGGCAGGGACCAACACCAGGUGUCCAUUUUAGAGAGGUGUCUGUCUUAUAGAGGUGUCCAUUAAGAGAGAGUUCACUGUAUGUCUGUUGACUGAAACAUAGCCUUUGUACAGCCGCUAAUACUUAAUGCUUCCUUUGGUUUGUCAAGUACCAAUAAACCUUGGUGUCACACUGCCCUUUAAUAAGUUAGUUUCCUGUCUGUUUGAAAAAUUAUUAUGUUCUUGUUGUUUCAAUAACCUAUGGAUUUAUUUUGGACACCCCUGAAUCAGUAUAACCCCUCUUUUUACUGUAGCUGUGGUUGUGUUUCAGAUAACACCAGUCAAGAUCUGUGAUUUUGACUUGGCGAGUGGACUUGAUGGUCUGAGUGCUGCAGUAACAACACCAGAGUUACAGACUCCGGUAAUUAUCCAUUUUGCAGAAAUUAAAGCAUGGUUUCAAUCUAUAAACAUGGUUUUGACCAUCCUAUUUUCUUUGUGACACUUUUUAAAACUAUUGUUAUAACACGACACUUAGACUCCCUUCCUUCAUUAUGGGAUAUGUAAGAAUAUAGCAUGAGUCGACGCCUGUGCGUCCAACACCCAUUAACCCGUUAAGUCCCAAUACUGACCAACAUCUAUUUUCUCUUAAUGAUAUCCAUACAUUGUCAAGAGAUUAGGUUAUGAGAAUAAAUAAAAUGAUCACCAAAGAGAAAAUGCUUUGAUCUUUUAUCAAAUUCUCUCAACUCAUUCUUUAUGGAAAUGUAUAGAGAUCAGUGUGGAGAAUUUGUAUGUGGAUAUUGGGGUUAAGGGGUUGAUAGAGUGUGCAGGAAAUUUCACAGCAGACAUUUCAUCCUGCUUAGUUGUUUAGGUGAUGUUACGUAAGAUGAUAUGCAAGACAGUUCUUUGGCAACAAUAUUGAAAUUGAAAAAGUUUGAAACAAUUUAAUUUGUAACAAUGUUUCAGCACUGUGUUGUGCUGAAAAUCAUCUUUGCAAAUCAUCCUAUGUAAUAUCCCCCUUAUGAGAUACUAAUUUUAACAAGGAUGUAACAGCUGUCUGUAGUUAAUGUCUUGCAAAGUAAGAACUUAAUUAUUUCAGCCUAUGUCAUACCAGCCUCCUACUGCUUUGUUUUUUUAUUUGAACUGUAGCUAACAACAUAACUUUGUUGUUUCCUGCAGGUUGGCUCUGCUGAAUACAUGGCGCCUGAAGUUGUGGAUGCUUUUAAGACGCAGGCUACAACGUAUGACAAAAGAUGUGAUUUGUGGAGUCUGGGAGUUAUCCUGUUAGUAAUAUAAUUUUGAUUAAUAUUAUUAUUGGUUACAAUCAUUUCCUUUAAAGCCUCUUUGCAAAUGUUCAUAUUAUUAUUAUCUGAGUACAAAGGCUGUGUGAUUAUUUCCUUUACGUGGAACAUACAGAACUACAGAAUGGUGAUUCCCUUUGUUUGUCUUAUCCAGUGGCUUAUACCCAGCAGGGUGUUUUUGAACCGUGUGUCUGAGCAGUUGCAAGUGGCACAGAUCAGUACUGUGGUUUCUUUUACUUAGCAUGCCAUUUGUCAGAACAUGUUGGUCAGACGGACUCAGGUGUCAGGAGAAUUCCACCGUUAAUAGUAUACUUGGCACUGAUGGGUUUUAGUAAAAAAUUUGAGUGAAGACUUUAUACGUUUCAUUUUCAAAAUGAUCAGUCUAACCUGUCAGUUCUUUGGGUUUUCUUUUGUCUAGGUAUAUCAUGUUGUCUGGUCACCCACCAUUUUAUGGCAAGUGUGGCACAGAUUGUGGAUGGGAAAAGGGAGAAAACUGUAAAUCAUGUCAGGUGAGUGGAGGAAUAUUACUUUGUCAGAAUAAUAUACUGUUAGAGCUAUUUUAAAAAAAUGGUCCACUUUAAAGAUAUGGUCGCAUGUUGUUGCCUUAUAUCAGAUCUAUGAAACUAGCUACAUUCUCAGUCAAAAUUGUUAGGACGCUUUACUGUCAUCUUACCCUCCCAAUGUUCGUGUACAAGAUUUGGUGAGUUAACUGCGAUAAACAACAUUGGGAAGACGAGGAGGCAGGCCAGAAGUCUCCACUCAAGAGUUCAGGCCUCACUCUCCACUCAAGAGUUCAGUCACAUGUAAGACAGUUGUUAUUGUAUCUUAUAGGAAGAAGAUAAUUCAUUUCAUUCUUUUACUUACAAACGGUUAUUUGCUUAAAUCGUUUGCACAUCUCAUCAUGGCCUCCAGGGGCGUAGCCAGCUUUUCAACUAGUUGUAGGCCUGGCUGACUUUCAUUUGCACAUAUCCUGAAAAUUGCACGCAUGACUAGUACGCACUGACCUCACCAACACUUUGAGCUCUUAAGCUUUUUAGCCUUUUAACCCUAACAAUACAUAAUUUAUUACAAGCAGUAAAUCAAAAAUUUGUGGGUCUACGGGCUGGCUACGCCCCUGGCUUCUAUUUCAUAUGUCUUAUUUUAUAUACAAAUUUAGGAGAUGUUAAUGAAAAGAAUACAAGAGGGGGUGUAUGAUUUCCCAUCAAAGGUAAAUUAGAUAAAUCGAGGAAAAAAUAAUUAACAAUGAUUGUAAGUUAUCAGUCCCUUAAUUUAAAAAAAAAGAAUUGCUAGGUUUUCAUAUUUCUCCCCCUGAUCUUCUUUGAAUUAUACCGAAACAGUAGGUGGAUGAUCAUUAUGAAUACAAAGAUCCUUUCCGCUCACUUCAGUGCAAGGGUAGUUUGUUCCGAAAUUUUUAAGUGAAGUGUCCUGGACCCAAUUCUAUUGGGUCCCAAUCACGCUUUAAACUUAAGUCUAUACUUUCAUAUUUUGCGUUUAAGUCAAAUUAUUUUUUUGUCUACAAUUUGAUGAUUGGAUGCUCUAAAAAGAAUAGGGAAAAUGCUUUUGAACAAAGGAAAAAUAAACUGGAUUAAGAUUUAACCCUGGGGUAGCGCUAAUUGGCCUUCGAACAAGUGGGCCUUGUUGAAGAAAGGCGAAUAAUUGGGCCCAAAAAAAACUGGCUAGCGAAGCGAACCCAGCGGGAAGGGGGAAUAGGUGGCGGAAGCUCUGCCGCCCCUGUUUCCCCUUAACCCCAAGUUCCAUUGUUCCGUUCCCCUAGCUCGCGCCGUUAUCAGCUUUUUUUCGCCAUCAGGGAGCCUUGUCCCAGGCUAAGCGCCACCGCCUAAUGAUGCUAUCAUCUGAAUCGUGAAACGAGGUCUUACAUCACAGCCAGCAUGUUUAUGAGUGUUUCAAAGCCCUGCUUGUUGCGGCCGGAAGACCGGGGCUCAUCCAAGAGGAACUGACAGGGUGGUAGCGUGAGAAAACAGCCGACAUUUUGAGACAUCACCGCUUCUUUCGUCGAGAAACGACGCAUGAGAAACGAGCGCCGAAAGUCCAUACUUAUGAUGCGUCACUACCCGGAUCUAGGAAGUGCUUCUGAUUUGCUGAAGCAAAUUUCCCAUGUGGCACGACCAAUCAGAAGCACUGCCCAGAUCUGGGUACUGACGCAUCAGCAGAAUGGAAUUUCUGCGCUCGUUUCUCUGACCAGUGAUGGCGCCUCGGAAUGUCGGCUGUUUUCUUAGGCUAACAGAGUGGCAGUUAAAUUAACUGUGCUAAGCUGGUACUGUUAGAAAUUAGAAUUACCUGCGCAUACUCAUUUGUUUAUUAAGUUGCUGCGGUUAUCGCUUUGUCAUUUCCACUUUCAGGAAUGGGAUGUCAUUUCACUGGAAGCCAAGAGUCUUAUUUCUCACUUACUAGUUCGAGAUGCAACAAAACGUUACACAACUGAAAUGAUUUUACAACACCCUUGGAUUCAAGAGGUGACUAUCCGAUCUCUCCUUCCUUCCUUUUUGACACUGUAGCCAUUGUUUUAGAGUGUGGAAGCAAUAGCUACAAUUGUAAAUUACACUUGUAAAAGUUUUAUUUAAUUCAUGCCAACUCCCUAGCUUUGCUAGCUCAAUUGCUCAGAGCGCUGCACUGAUAUUUCAGAGCUCCUCGCAAUCCUGCUCCUCACUCCUACAUAAGUUGCGUAUUUAACAGUGAUGAUCCUUUCUGCAUUUAUUUCCUCAUCCCUCAGUUCAAAUAUAUGAAAUUCAUAAUUAUAAUCAUCACUUGUUUUUCACUGUUGUAUUUUCACAGGCGAGCAACACACCUCUUCCCACCCCUACCCUACUAACCAGGUAUGCAGGUCCUUCCUUUUACGUCCUUUCAGCUCUCUGCUUGUUAUCCCGUUUAAAAGGAUAAACGUAGUGGUGACGAACUAACCGCAAAAUUGUGUGAGAGCUUGGUUUCAUCCUUAGACUCAAGAGUAGCUUGCGUAGAAGUUGUUUCCGCUUCCUGUUAGACGCGCGUAUCCUGGGAAGCGCAGACGAAUUUCCGGUCGUCGCUCCACUCCCUCCGAAAAACAAUUAUUUUUCGGAGGGAGAGAAGCGACGACCGGAAAUAGGUCUGCGUUUCGCCGGCUAAGAUGCGCGGGGUUAACUCAAAAGUUUGAACCACGUUCUCCGCUUAAUUAGGAUCAGGGGUAACAAAAGACAACUUCGAGGAAGAGAUUUCACUAUCUCCCCCAUAUUCAAUAAAAACCCAAACAACAACAACAAAAAAAGACAAAGCUUCAUUUUGCUUUUGUUUCCCAGAAAAGUUAACACGGUUAUUUAUAUUGAAGGAGGUUAAGCCCUCUCCCGAUCGCAAAAUGAUAAAACUUUUAACAUGCAAACUUCCGCCACUACCACUUCUCGCUAAAAUCCGUAGUAGAAUGACGACAGCUAUCACGUUUUCCUGCCAAACUUGAAGCUGGUUUACGUGCACACUACUUCGUAUCGAGAAUAGGGCCAUUUAAUAAAUAAAUAAUUAUUAAAUUAAAAAUUAAUUAAUUAAUUAUUUAUACUAGAAAAAAUAAGACGCGAACUUUCCGUAUAAACAGCACAUAUCGUCUAAAAUAAGACGCGACUUAGCUAAGACGCGUUUUAUUUUAGAACAGCUCUUAAAACCUUUUCUUAGAUAAGACGCGUCUUGUCGUGUAUUAAAAUGACCUUCACGUCUUACAUAAGACGCGAAUGCAUAGUACGCGUGCAUUAAUUUUUCGCGGGAAAAUUUUCGCUUGUCUGAAGGCGGACUGGCAGGUUAUUGGCAGUGUUUCUGGUUUUUUUUGUGUGUUUUUUUCUUGGCGUGGUCAUUGAUAUGUUGUGUGGUCACUGAACUGAUUGUCUUUUCUGAACUAUACACAUAAAACACACACACAAACAAAUAAACAAACAAAAAUAGAGCAUUGUUUUUUUAUUAUUCUGCGGCAAAUGAGGGUUUUUGUCAUAAGAGAAGACUCCUCCAUUUUCAUUAAGAAGGUCUUCAAAAUAUUGCCUCUGCGGCAAAUCGCAACAUGACGCCGUAACUUUGAAACGCGCGCCAUGUUGGAUUGCCGCUGUUACGGGCAACAUUCACGAGUCAAAAACAGAAAUAAGACGCGAAUCAUUUAUACGAGCUGUUUUCGUCUUGGAUAAGACAUGCUCGUAUAAAUGGUAUAGUUUGCGUCUUAUGUAAGACGCGUCUUAUUUUUCCUCGUAUAAAUGGCCUUAUAUAUAUAUUUCGUUCUCGCAGUCGUCUUCGUCUUAGAAUCUAAAGGUCUCUUUUGUCUUUGCAAAAUCCGCCUAAUCUAGAAACUGGGGGCUUUGACUGAAUAUUUGGCGCCCCAGACACUAAGAGUUUAUCAAAGGCUGCGGGCGAAAUUAGGGCAAAGUGUUCUUACACGUAGAAAGUUGAAAUAUGUUCUUGGUUUUUGUAGGAAUAUGAAUACACUUGAACUGCAAGAGUUUGCCGCCGAGGCUGUGGCCAUGAAUCGUCUGUAUUCCGAAGCAACAGCCAUUAACGAUGAUAACAAUGACGAGUUUCAGAAAAACAUCAAGCCACGAAUGUUUGGACUGUCUCCUCCUUCCAACUCUGGUUUAGCGAGACGGAGAGCUGCGUCAUCAAAAUCGCAAUUUUCAAAUUCAGUCACCAAAGACAGAGAAGAUGAAAUUUAGGGAGAAACUGUAUUGUACACAUUGUUUUAUGCUUUCCGAUAUCGACAAAUAUCGUUAAGAGUAGGUACUGUCCAGUCUCGACUCUUCGACCCCCUAAGGGCCUGUUAACAUGGAGGUGGCGGACCCCAGGUAGGUGAGGUAACCUACCUGGGAUCCCCCACCUCCAUGUAAACAUGCCGGCCCCCCAAAAUGCACCUAGUGUUGGUGCCUGCUGUUCUUCAGUCAUUUUCUUCGACUCUAUUUUUAAGGCGGAAUUUUCUAAUGCAGACACCCAGAGUUGGUUCGUCUUGUUCUUUAGUAGUUUUCCACGACUUUCCAUCAAGGUAGACUCCUCACAAAAACCGACACCUAGGUCCGGGGGGGCGGGGGUCCCUUAUAUAAGCCAUAUAGGUAUGUGCCGUCCUAAAGGGUAUAGUUUUUGGACCUUUUUGGUCUGAGAACGGGUAUACACUUUGCCCCAUUUUGGUCUGGAAUCGGAUAUGGUUUUCGAGAGAACUACAUGAGCGUAUGAACGUAUUUAUCGUUUCAUAUUCCAAAUGAAUAAGCACGAAAUGGAAAUAUGCGAAUGCGAAAUGCAUUUGAAGAAUUAUUUUGUUUGGGCUCUAGUUUAAAUAAUGAUGACAUAAUUUCUGCCUUAGANAACAUCAAGCCACGAAUGUUUGGACUGUCUCCUCCUUCCAACUCUGGUUUAGCGAGACGGAGAGCUGCGUCAUCAAAAUCGCAAUUUUCAAAUUCAGUCACCAAAGACAGAGAAGAUGAAAUUUAGGGAGAAACUGUAUUGUACACAUUGUUUUAUGCUUUCCGAUAUCGACAAAUAUCGUUAAGAGUAGGUACUGUCCAGUCUCGACUCUUCGACCCCCUAAGGGCCUGUUAACAUGGAGGUGGCGGACCCCAGGUAGGUGAGGUAACCUACCUGGGAUCCCCCACCUCCAUGUAAACAUGCCGGCCCCCCAAAAUGCACCUAGUGUUGGUGCCUGCUGUUCUUCAGUCAUUUUCUUCGACUCUAUUUUUAAGGCGGAAUUUUCUAAUGCAGACACCCAGAGUUGGUUCGUCUUGUUCUUUAGUAGUUUUCCACGACUUUCCAUCAAGGUAGACUCCUCACAAAAACCGACACCUAGGUCCGGGGGGGCGGGGGUCCCUUAUAUAAGCCAUAUAGGUAUGUGCCGUCCUAAAGGGUAUAGUUUUUGGACCUUUUUGGUCUGAGAACGGGUAUACACUUUGCCCCAUUUUGGUCUGGAAUCGGAUAUGGUUUUCGAGAGAACUACAUGAGCGUAUGAACGUAUUUAUCGUUUCAUAUUCCAAAUGAAUAAGCACGAAAUGGAAAUAUGCGAAUGCGAAAUGCAUUUGAAGAAUUAUUUUGUUUGGGCUCUAGUUUAAAUAAUGAUGACAUAAUUUCUGCCUUAGAGCUAGGUGUGAAAACGGGUAUGGAUUUUAGAGGUCUGGUCUGAAAACGGGUGUGGAAAAUGACAUUUUUUGGUCUGAAAUAGGGUCAGGAUUUGAAGAACCGGUCGGCACACCCCCACCAAGAAUUCCCAGGAAUAACCCCCCCCCCCGCCCCGGGACCUAGAUUUGGUUUCUGCCACUCCCCAGUCAAAUUCAUAAAUUUCAUAUUUGUAUAUUUUUGUAAAAAUCGCAUUUCUCAUUUAAUUAAGAAUAUGGUAGUAAAACACAACCCCAUCCUUGAUGGGGUCAAACAUCAGGAAACAUUCAAGUCCCCAUAACAAAAUACGUACCUUUCACUGGCCACUGUUCGGUUCAGUUAUUGCAGAAAAUAAAGACGUAAAUUCGUCAAUCGUUUUUACAAACCUCUUGAUAUGAAACUAGUGUUCAUUACUUUUGAAAUUAAGAACUGUAGUUCGAGAUGUGAAAGUUCCUUGUGUUCUGGGCGCGUGUGAUAUAGGAAUUUUUUGACGACUUUGCUCAACCCCAAUAGUGACCAAAGUUAAUAUGUCAAUAAAAUUCGAAACUUCUUUUUGUAAAAUUUUAGGAUGUAAAUAGUUAUAUGCAAAAGUUGUGGCAAAACGGUUUCAUUAGAAAGCUAACACUAUAGGAUUUCAUCUAAAGACCCAAAGGUUAUAACCACUUUCUAUAUAAGAUAAAUGGUAUCACAUGAAAGUGAAAGUACCGAUGAAGAGGUUUCUUUUGAAUGUUCACACCAUAGGAUUUCGUCUACAUAUGAAUGACAAAUUAGAGAGAUUUAGAGUGACGUUUACGGCAAACGGCAAACGUGAGAUUCAUGUUGAGAAAUUCUCAAAAGAAAUGAGCUGUUAAAAGCAGCUCAAAAUAAUUCUUAUGGAUACAACUAGCGUGAAUCUACUGAUUUCCAUGUAGUUAUCAUGAGUAGUAAACGGCAACGCGGCAAGUAAAGCAAAAUUCAUGGUCACGUGGUUCAAACUCGUGUUUGCUGUUUGUCGUAAACGCUAUUUUAAAGCUCUCUACUUCUCGCCAGAACUCAGACUACGGGAAAAAGUGUGAAAUCUAUAUAAAUUUAGCUGAAUACCAUGUACUGUCGUUGGUCUAGGUGCGGAUCAAUUAUUUUUAUUUCACUUUUUUCUAAGUGUGUUAACUUUUUAUUGUCUUGAAAGAAUAAUGCUAAAGCUGUAUGAAUUUUUGCAUUCUAAGCACUGAAAGAAAGUAAGGUAUUUUAUUGCAUAUCAGUUUGUACAUUUCUUUCUUUCAAAGUAGGAGAAAAUUGUAUAGAAAUGUGAUUUGUAUUUUAAGUGAGGAUUUUUUAACCUUUUUGUAGAUAUUCUCUGAGGAUCUUUGAAUUCGUUACUCUGUAAAAAUAUUGACGAUCCUCCCAAAAGCUGAAUACGAGUUG